Caenorhabditis remanei is the source of this 279-nucleotide messenger RNA. RefSeq lists its product as uncharacterized. NCBI's taxonomy places the organism in Eukaryota, Metazoa, Nematoda, Chromadorea, Rhabditida, Rhabditidae. The coding region runs from base 1 to 279 and encodes 92 amino acids. The transcript has a single exon. The record is from RefSeq and is a predicted model, not a curated record.
AUGGAAGGACAAACACAGCAACGUAUUCUGCUACGUCAGAGUGAAAUGGGAAAAGAUGACCAUGGAAAAUCGAAAAGAAGAAGAAUGAAAGAAUCGGAAAGAAAACAGAAGAAGAGCAACGAUAUGAUGAGAUUGGAAGAGGACGCCCACCACUCGAGCCGUUGUUUCAAAUGGUGCUUAACAGCCAUUGCAUCGCCCGAAAUGGAUGAGGAUAGCGUGAGAGAAGAAGCCAGAAGAAGAAGAUGUUUCAAGAAUAAACGGACCGGAUAUGCACUAUGA